Molecule: messenger RNA, 265 nt
Organism: Closterium sp. NIES-67
Lineage: Eukaryota; Viridiplantae; Streptophyta; Zygnematophyceae; Desmidiales; Closteriaceae
Source: the annotation of a GenBank genome assembly
CAGCUCAAACUCAUGAGUGCGGAGGGGGAGGAGGAGGAGGAGGUGGAGGCUGAGAUUGCUAGUGAUGGAAGUGGGGAGGAUGCGGACCAUGGAGGGGCCAACCCAUGGGAGCUGAACCAUAAUGGGGUUGAUGGGGAGGAGGUGGAAGAGGAGGAGGAGGAUGAGGAGGAGGAGGAGGAGGAGGAGGAGGAGGAGGAGGAGGAGGAGGAGGAGGAGGAGGAGGAGGAGGAGGAGGAGGGGUAGGAAAAGGGGAGGAAUUAUAGGG